This is a messenger RNA of Chiloscyllium plagiosum (whitespotted bambooshark), 1830 nucleotides long. Lineage: Eukaryota; Metazoa; Chordata; Chondrichthyes; Orectolobiformes; Hemiscylliidae. The record is from RefSeq and is a predicted model, not a curated record.
AGGGUGGAGAAGUGGAGGUCAGCAAGGAGGACGUUGGCGAAAUCGUGUCUAGAGGUGACCAAAGCAUGGCUAAGCUUCCCAACAGCAAUGGCCUGAGACUGGGCCUCGGGAGGAGGAAUAUUUUGUGGAGUGAUGUCAAGGAACAGCAUUAAUGGAGAGCCUAGAUGGUAAAACAAAAUCAACUGAACCUAAAGUUUGGACAGCUUCUGAUCAAUAUCCUUUCUUGCUGCUGCAUGUAGACAAACUUUGAUCUUACAGCACAGAAUGAGCAGAAUGUCUUCCAAGCAAGCCACCUCUCCAUAUGCUCCUUCUGCUGAUGGAGAGGAAGCAAUGGUCCAGGAACGAUUGGUACGGGAGAGGGAAAGGGAGGAGCUCAGUGAUCAACACACAGCCCCACAUCUGCCCCUCCAUACAUUAGUAAUCAACAAACCUCACUCUGAGGAGCUACCCGCUGUUGUCAGCAGCCUCCAAGCAGACAGUGAUUGGGAAAACAUGGCGACCACCCAACACAGAACGGAUUCUGACAACAACAAAGUCUGUUCCCUAUACUCUUUCCGCAAUGCAACUACCUCACCACACAAGCCAGAUGAAGGGGCCCGUGAACGCGGUGACGUUAUGACCGGUGCAGUCUUUGGAACACCUGAGCGCCGCAAAGGAAGUUUAGCUGACGUGGUGGACACACUGAAACAGAAGAAGCUCGAAGAAAUGACAAAGACUGAACAAGACGAAUCAUCUUGUGUUGAGAAGUUUCUCUCAAAGGACUGGAAAGAGAAGAUGGCUGGACUCAAUACAGGGGAAAUACUUGGUGAGAUCAAAGGUACACCCGAAAGUCUUGCCGAAAAGGAACGCCAGCUGUCUGCCAUGAUCAAUCAGUUAAUUAGUUUACGGGAGCAGCUCUUGGCAGCACAUGAUGAGCAGAAGAAGUUAGCGGCAUCACAAAUUGAAAAACAGAGACAGCAGAUGGAGCUUGCCCGCCAACAGCAGGAACAGAUCGCAAGACAACAGCAACAAUUAUUACAGCAGCAACACAAAAUCAACCUUCUCCAACAGCAAAUCCAGCAGGUUCAGGGUCACAUGCCUCCACUCAUGAUCCCAAUUUUUCCACACGACCAACGGACAUUGGCAGCGGCUGCUGCAGCUCAGCAGGGAUUCCUCUUCCCCCCAGGGAUAACAUACAAACCAGGUGAUAGCUACCCUGUGCAGCUCAUUCCAUCGACAAUGGCAGCUGCAGCUGCGUCUGGACUCAGCCCACUACAGCUCCAGCAGCUGUAUGCAGCACAGCUUGCCAGUAUGCAGGUAUCACCGGGUGCAAAGAUCCCUUCUACUCAACAGCCUACAAAUCCUGCUGGUGCUCUAUCACCCACAGCUUUGAAAAAUGAAAAGCAGGGGACAAGCCCUGUAGCUCAUGUGAAGGAUGAAGCAGCACAGCCACUCAAUCUGUCAGCCCGACCCAAGACUUCAGAACCCGUCCGAUCUCCCACAUCACCCACCCAGGGUUUUUUCCAUUUAAACAAAUCUAGUCCGGUCAACCUGCCCAACAAAAGCAGCAUCCCCAGCCCUGUAGGUGGCACACCAGGAAGAGGAUCAUCUUUAGACAUCCUCUCCACUCUGAAUUCAACAGCCUUCCUGGGUGAUCAGGAUGCAGUGAUGAAGGCCAUCCAGGAAGCUCGGAAAAUGAGAGAGCAGUUGCAACGAGAGCAGCAGCUACAGCAGCCUGGGCUUGAUGGCAAAAUAUCCUCUAUGAAUAGCCUGGGAAUUAACUGCACGGGUAAUAAGGUGAGUCUGUGUAGUGGCACUGCACAGAGAAAUUUCUAGCAACACCAAAGAAGU